GCCCGGGCGGAAGCAGGAAGUGAGUGAGCAGGGCGACGGUCGUGAGGCUGCAGGCGGCGGUUGCGGAGCUGAGGCGUCGCUGGGCAGAUGGCGGAGAAGUUUGACCACCUGGAGGAGCACCUGGAGAAGUUCGUGGAGAACAUCCGGCAGCUCGGCAUUAUCGUCAGCGACUUCCAGCCCAGCAGCCAGACCGGGCUCAACCAGAAGCUGAAUUUCAUCGUCACUGGUUUACAGGACAUAGACAAGUGCAGGCAGCAGCUCCAUGACAUUACUGUCCCUUUAGAAGUUUUUGAGUACAUCGACCAGGGCCGGAACCCCCAGCUCUACACCAAGGAGUGCCUGGAGCGGGCCCUCGCCAAAAACGAGCAAGUCAAAGGCAAGAUCGACACCAUGAAGAAAUUUAAAAGUCUGUUGAUUCAAGAGCUUUCUAAAGUUUUCCCAGAAGACAUGGCUAAAUACCGAAGCAUCCGUGGGGAGGCUCAUGCACCCCCCUAAGUAUGUGACACCCUAGACCCUUGCGAAUUCCCGGGACGGAGCCAGCGGUGCCUGUGACUGUCAGCGCCAGUCCUCCUUCCCGACGUGGACUGACCCGGGACGCCCCCAGUUUCAUACCUGUCUUGUGCCCCGUGGGACGGCCGAGCUGGAGGCUGUGUGGAGCCAUGCCCCGCUGUCCUGGAGCCCCAGUUCCGAGGUUCUGGUCCUCGGGGGAGAUGGGCUCAGGAAACAGCUUUGGAAAUACUCGAUAUAAUUGGUAAAUUGCAAGAAAAAAUUCCAUUUGGAUUUUUUAUGUAUUCUUUAUAUUCCAUGCUACUGUGGCAUUAGAAAGCAAAUAAAUUGGUUUUGUAUUUUA
Cavia porcellus (domestic guinea pig) is the source of this 850-nucleotide messenger RNA. RefSeq names its product mediator complex subunit 10 (gene Med10). Lineage: Eukaryota; Metazoa; Chordata; Mammalia; Rodentia; Caviidae. Gene Ontology annotation, molecular function: transcription coregulator activity. The record is from RefSeq and is a predicted model, not a curated record. Gene Ontology annotation, biological process: positive regulation of transcription by RNA polymerase II. Gene Ontology annotation, cellular component: mediator complex. The transcript has 4 exons. The coding region runs from base 88 to 495 and encodes 135 amino acids.